AUGGCUGCGGUUACGCAUAGCACCCAAGUCUUAGCCGCUCAAAUCAAGGUUGAGAAUAAUUUAGAAACACAUAUUACUAUCGAAGAAAAAAUUUCCAGAGUGUUUAAAGGUGUUAAGGUUUAUUCGGUUUCAUCAAAAUUCGACACAAAGAAAACAGUCCUUGAAAGAGGAAUCUCUCACGGGUUGGCAGCUGCCAUACUUCAUGCCUAUAACGAACACCAACAUUUGCGCCUAACCCCCGAUGAUGUUUGGCUUACUAUUGCUCAAGGCGUAAGUCGGCACAUUAACUAUAAUGCUGAAAAGUUCCGUAGCAAAUUUGUUGAACACGAAGGAAAAAAGGAAAUAUCGGUUUUUGCCAGAUUGGCCGAUGGUAAAUUAAGCAGUGACUGGUCCGAAACUGUAAAUCAGCUUGUGAUUGAAGCAGAUAAGAAUAUUGUAGAAAGGAACUUAAAAUCAUUGUUAGAAUGCGAUUUCUCCACAACAACCGAGGUUUCUCGAACAGCCUCCAGGAUUGUCUUGUUGGAUGCAGUUAAGGCAUACUUUAGUUAUAAGGUUUGUUUAAUGUGUGGUAUUCCCAAGAUCACCCUGGAAGGUACCCUCGACGAUUGGAUCAAGAUUCAAAAAAAAACCAAAGAUCUUCGGAAAUUAUCGCUUGAAAUGGAUUUCUGGCUAGACCGUUUAGACCCCGUAGUGGAGAAUCUUGUGGCUACAUAUAAGGGUGAAAUUGACCAAGAUUAUUGGAGCAAAGUUUCUUCGAGACAACGUUUUGGGUCAGGCCCACGUAGCAUCUCGGGGUGGAUGCUAGGCUUCUUUCCAUAUGAUCGCACCGGAGAACGUAUAACAAACAAUACACUUGAACCCAGUGACAUUCCGGAUGGAAGAGUGGAAGUUCCGUUCAAAACCGACACAAAUUUAAAAUUAAAGUUUGUUGCGGGAUUUAUGGGAGCGAACCAAGAGGUUCUUGAGGGUUCAAAUGGUGAGGUUGUUGUUUCACCGGUCAUUGGAACGACUUCGAAGUAA
Acaulospora colombiana is the source of this 1020-nucleotide messenger RNA. The record is from the annotation of a GenBank genome assembly. Lineage: Eukaryota; Fungi; Glomeromycota; Glomeromycetes; Diversisporales; Acaulosporaceae.